AUGUCCAACCAGGUUUCACCAGAGGUCCCCCGUUUAUCUCCUUCGUUUCUACCGGAUGGUUCUCCCGUGUAUCCAUCUGCAAACCGACGGAUUGCAGUCGAUGAUCCAUACCACCAUUUUUUGAACUAUCAAGAGCUCUUUAGAAGUUCUGUUCGUCCUUUCCAUCAAAUCAGACAUUUCCCUCCACCGUUUUUGAGAGGCAAACCCAAAUUUGGCCAUACUUUACGCUAUGAAACUUCGCAUGGGUCGGAGAGCUUCGAACCAUAUAACUAUGGCCAUCAACUUCGUAAUUCAUCUAUUCCUUGUUCAGCUUGUACGCAUUUCCUAUCCUAUCGGGCGAUGGAAAGAAGCCGUCGCUUUGCGGACCACUCAAACGACCGCCAACCAUUUGAACACUUGUCAAGUCUUGAAAGGCCCUCAGGUGCCCUUAACACCAAUGCCAAUAGCUGUAAUGGCUACCCAACGACCUCCGGAGCCUCGCUUGCUGUUUCAGAAUGCCCAUCAGGCUGUGCUUUCUGCAGCGAUCUCGAGAGCGGCCGCUAUGACAACAUUUUUGGGCCUGAUCAGCAUUCAAGUUUAACUUCCGGUGAGAUAAGGGCAAGCUGCUCAAGUCAUUCCCAAUCUGGAACACCAAACGUUCUUUCAUCAGGUCAAGCCCCAAGCACUAGUCAAUCUGGUUCCUCAAGUGCCCGAGAAAUCGAGGCGUCAGACCCAAACAACACUCAGAACUAUGCGUUGGGAGGGGAAAUACGUUCUGAAGCCUUUUCCGAUUCGCUUGGUCCUCAACAACAACCUGAAUUUAUCUCUAGUCACCAUCCGACGACUUCAAAUUCUUUUUCUGGACUUCAACCAAAUUCAGUUAGUUUCUCAGAGCAUCAGUCCACCUCACCGUUCCCAAAUGAGCCUCAAGCUUUAAACACGGUAAGAUGCACAUACUUUAUUGCUAAUCUCUAUGAAUUUUAGACGAAUAUACCAAAUUCUCCGCACAUAGCCGCAACAUUUCCAGAAGAAGGCAAUUUAGACACCUAUGACAUUCAGAUUUACUCGGAUCCAUUUUCACCACUGUUUUAUCGGCGACUUUCACCGAUUCCGUCUAUACUACCCAAACGACAACGAACAAUUCAACCUCAUCCAAUGUCUACACGAGGAACCACGGUCAGACGAAAACGAAGGCGUAUUAUCAGAACAGAGACGGAAAGUUUGGAUGACGACGAAAUAGGAGAAGUUUCAAGACCCUCUCCUUCAAAUUCCAUCUGGCCAACUUCUUCCUCUCAGAGCACAGGAAAUCCAUCUUCAACUCCAUUGUCGAAUGAGCAGGAAUCUUGGAGAAGCUACCACUUCAUAUCAAAUGCAGACCCCAGCUUUACUUAUCUACCUCCAAUUCCUACACAAAAUCAGCAAAUUUCGCAGGGAACUCAAACAGCCCGAUCUCGACGUGUUUUACAGAGACGUCGGUCUUCACUCCAUCUAG
Molecule: messenger RNA, 1471 nt
Organism: Bursaphelenchus xylophilus (pine wood nematode)
Lineage: Eukaryota; Metazoa; Nematoda; Chromadorea; Rhabditida; Aphelenchoididae
Source: the annotation of a GenBank genome assembly